This is a messenger RNA of Phlebotomus papatasi, 2146 nucleotides long. RefSeq names its product oocyte zinc finger protein XlCOF6-like. The transcript has a single exon. Gene Ontology annotation, cellular component: nucleus. Gene Ontology annotation, molecular function: zinc ion binding. The record is from RefSeq and is a predicted model, not a curated record. The coding region runs from base 200 to 2068 and encodes 622 amino acids. Lineage: Eukaryota; Metazoa; Arthropoda; Insecta; Diptera; Psychodidae.
UCAUCUUUUGCACUUGAAUAAAGUUCUUGCAAAGUUUUACAAAACGCAAAAGUCCAUAGGCAACUGUCAGAGAACAUAAAAUAAGUAAAAAGUAAAGUUAUGUUACAGAAGUUAGAAAAAGAAGUCCUUUUAUCGGAAUUUACGAAAUUUUCGCUUAAUUCUAAAACUUGUUUAUACUCGAGAGUUUUAAUAAUAAAAAAUGGAGUACAUUGAUAUAGCAGACAAUUGCAGAACGUGUCAAAUAAAGACUCAGGAAGAGUCUCAAAAGAUAUUCAUCUUCAACACAAUGAAGCUUCCGGAUAUCUUCAAAGAAACCACAUCCCUGGACAUUCAUGAGAACGAUGGACUACCCAAAGUACUAUGCUCUACUUGCUACGAUCGCCUCCUGGAAGCUUACAAUUUCCGGAAAAUGUGUUCCGCUGCAGUUCUGCACUUCCAGAAGAUCCUGUCUAUGGAUGUUCCUGAGGAGAAAUACACCCCACCUGAAGACCUAACGCCCGUAAAGGCAGUUCCGGAUAUUUUAUCCUCAUCUAACUCUUCUAUGAAAUACUUAAAAUAUCUUCCGGAAAAAGAAGAUGCUUUAACUGACAUUUCCGACACCCUGUCCAUAGACGAUAAACUUCCGGAUGAACUUAAAACUGACCCUGAUGAUGUUAUGGAAAGGGAAGAAAAACCCUCUGAACAAGUGAAUGAUAUGGAUAAUUUGCAAGGGACAAACAGUCUUCCGGAUAAGUCAUACUACCCUCCAGAUAAACACAACCCUUCCAUAGAAGAUCCUAAAAAACUACAGAUGGAAAAGGGUGAGCAAUUGCCUGAAUCUCAGAAAAAGAAGAAGCCUAAUAUCCCAGGAGAGCCUACCAAGCUGGAGUGCGGUAUCUGCAGUUCAAAAUUCCGUUGGAAGGGCCGUUUGGAGAUGCACAUGAAGAAGGUGCACCUAGGAUUGAAUACAAUUGCCAAAAAAGCAAAAACAAAUAAGAUCGAGAAAACAAAAAAAUUAAAGAAAGAGAUUUGGGACACAUGCGAGUUGUGUCCCUAUAAGACCAGAAUACGUGGACAUUUGAAGCGUCACAUGAAAGGGGUUCACGAGAGAUUGAGGGAUGUCCGUUGUUCCCAAUGUAACAGAGUUUUCACAACGGAAAGAGGUCUGAAGUUACAUAUGGUGUGUCAUGAAGGUGGUAGAAAUCACAAAGACUCCGGAACGAAGGAGAAAAAAUUUACUUGUGAAUUAUGUCCCUAUAAAACUGAUUUAAGUGCAACUUUAAAGCGUCACGUGAAAGCAGUUCAUCAGAAAUUGAAGGAUUUCCAAUGUACGCGAUGUGAGCGAUCGUUUACGAUGGAAUCGAGCCUGAAGAUACAUAUGAUGCGUCAUGAAGGUAUUAAGAAUUAUGAAUGCCCAAUUUGUGGAGUCAAAAAAGUCGCAAUAUGUGAACUGAAGAGCCACAUGUUCACUCACACGAAGGAAAAAACUCUGUCUUGUGAAUUUUGUCCUUAUAAAUGCAAUGCCCGUACGAAUAUGAGGCUGCACGUGAAGGCAGUUCAUCAAAGAAUAAAGGAACAUCACUGUGCCAUAUGCAAUAGCUCCUUUGGGGCAGCGAGAAGUUUGAAGUUGCACCUUAUGACACAUACUGGAGAAAAACCUCAUGUCUGCAGCGAGUGUAAUAAGAGCUUCCGCAGACUCAAUCAACUGAACAUACAUAUGAACAUUCAUACAAGAGAAAACAUCUUUUCUUGUGAAUCCUGUUCCUUCAAAACAAUUUAUCCUCGUACACUGAAGGCUCACGUGAGUGUAGUUCAUAAGGGAGUGAAGAACUAUCACUGUCCCCACUGUGAAAAAUCCUUUGGGUCACCAGGAAAUUUAAGAGUUCACGUAAUGGCCCACAUGGGAGAAAAGCCACAUACUUGCAGUGAAUGCGGGAAGAAAUUUAUAGAAAAAAGUGCCAUGAAGAAACACAUGAAGACUCAUCUAAGGUCAGGAAGGUCAGGGACUAAAUCCGCGUCUCAGAAGAAGAUCAAAAAGGAGUCUAAACAAAAUCCAGUAUCAAAUCCCGAAUCUCAAUCGAAUUCCUAAUAAUUAUUCUAAGUCUAGAAUAUUUCAAUAUUAUUUUUUAGAAUUUUUGUAAAUAAAUCAUACAAAAGUCAUUUAACA